UAUUCCAACAAUGACGCCUAAUGAAGAAACUGAAAUUAAACAGCGUGUAAAAAAGGGUCAUCCUCAGAAAUUAUGGAAGCGAACUCAGAAGACUGAGAACAGAAAGAAACGACGGGAGGAGAAGUUGGAUAAGUUUAAAGAGUGGCGUAAACUGGCACGUACAUGCGAAUUCCACGCCCGUCGACAUUGGAUAAAACUUUUUAUUGGUGCUUUCAUCUUUGUACUGCUUAUUGCCAUGUACAAUAUGGCAGAUCUUGAUGAUCAACGAACCCCUCCUGUGACGGAUAAGGUGAUAGUUGAAUUUGCACAAAACGGAACAUCUUUGGGAACAGUUACUCUUGGUUUAUUUGGUCAAGUUUGCCCCAGAACAUCCACUAACUUCAUAAUGCUGGCAACUCAUGAAAAGGGAUAUGGCUACCGCGGAACUCAGCUUUUUAUGGUGAUACGUGACCACUUGAUAGCGGGUGGUGAUACGGAAAAUGAUGACGGAACUGGUGGCAAGAGCGCCCUCAAGAAACCAUUCCUAAAUGAAAACUUCGGCGUUAGUCAUACCGGACCUGGUUAUUUAGGGAUGGUAUCAAUUGGAAGCGGCCAUGGUAUCAGCAGACGGAUGUCACAAUUUUAUAUCACGCUCGGUGCCUUACGACACAUGGAUGGGAAGAGUGUGAUAUUUGGAAAAGUGUUAAAAGGUAUGGAAGUCUUCAAUAAAAUUGCAGAAACACCGGUUGAUAAAGAGAGUCGACCACUGAAGAAGAUCACUAUUAAAAACAUGGAUCACACACCUAACUAGAAAACAUUAGAAUAUAUAUAUGUCUUUAAUAUUGGAAAUUC
This is a messenger RNA of Styela clava, 831 nucleotides long. RefSeq names its product peptidyl-prolyl cis-trans isomerase 6-like. Gene Ontology annotation, cellular component: cytoplasm. NCBI's taxonomy places the organism in Eukaryota, Metazoa, Chordata, Ascidiacea, Stolidobranchia, Styelidae. The record is from RefSeq and is a predicted model, not a curated record. Gene Ontology annotation, molecular function: cyclosporin A binding; peptidyl-prolyl cis-trans isomerase activity. Gene Ontology annotation, biological process: protein peptidyl-prolyl isomerization; protein folding.